Nicotiana tabacum (common tobacco) is the source of this 2662-nucleotide messenger RNA. The record is from RefSeq and is a predicted model, not a curated record. NCBI's taxonomy places the organism in Eukaryota, Viridiplantae, Streptophyta, Magnoliopsida, Solanales, Solanaceae.
UCUCUCCAGUUUUGAAAAUACGCGGGUACCCGCCAACGUGGUUCGUUUACGCCCUCACAAAAACCCAACCAUAAACACACACACACACACAGUAAUCAUCUCUCUCUCACUCACUCACUCGCCGAUUUCUUCAUUCGUAAGCAUAUAUGCAUUCAGAUUUUUAACAAAAUUGAUUCGAACCUUAGCUUCAAUAGUAGUGAUGGGAGGGGGAGGAGGAGAGCGUUCAAUCGGAGCUUUAGUCCCGACGGUGAAAUCGGAGCCGGAGAAUGCCGGUGAAACUUCAGUACCGGCGGCAGUGACGACGGACGUUCAGGAGCAAAUUCCAAUGCCGGAGAAGGAAGAGGAAGUGGAUAAGGACAUGUUAUGUCCGAUAUGUAUGCAAAUUAUAAAGGAUGCUUUUCUCACGGCGUGUGGACAUAGCUUUUGUUACAUGUGCAUUGUUACUCAUCUUCACAACAAAAGUGAUUGUCCUUGUUGCUCUCAUUACUUGACUACUAAUCGCCUUUACCCUAAUUUCCUACUCAAUAAGUUAUUGAUGAAGAGAUCUGCUCGCCAAAUGGCCAAAAGUGCAACACCUGUGGAACAACUUCGCCAAGCAAUUCAGCAGGGAUGCGAUGUGUCCAUCAAAGAGCUGGAGAGUCUAUUAUCACUACUUAUGGAAAAGAAAAGAAAAAUGGAACAAGAAGAAGCUGAAACAAAUCUUCAGAUUCUGCUUGAGUUUCUCCAGUGUUUAAGGAAGCAAAAAGUUGAAGAGCUUAAUGAGAUCCAAAAUGAUCUCAAGUACAUUAAAGAAGACAUAAAUGCUGUGCAGAAGCAUAGAAUGGAGUUAUAUAGGGCAAGGAGUAGAUAUUCAGCGAAAAUGAGAAUGCUAGUAGAUGAUUCUUCGGCAAUGGCAGUCAGGCCUUCAUUGGGAGAUAAGGAAGGUGGUGAAAUUGUUUCUAGUUCUGUCGGUUCACAAGAACAAGUUCGUGUGGGUACUACACAGACCAGGAACACUGAUGCAGGUGCUCCUGGGAUUUCUCAACUUGUUCAAUGGAAGGAUGACCGCGGUGGAUCAGAUUCACAGGAUCCUAAUCAACCUGUACGGGCAAUAGCAAGGAAAAAACGUGUUCACGCACAGUUCAAUGAGCUUCAAACCUGUUACCUGCAAAAGAGGCGCUAUUGGGCAAGACACUCAGAGAAACAGGAGGAAAGGGUAGCAAAUGUCAUGAAUAGAGAAGGUUAUUCUGCGGGACUUGAAGAUUUUCAAUCUGUUCUGUCUACCUUUACGCGAUACAGUCAUUUGAGGGUUGUUGCUGAACUUAGACAUUCUGACCUUUUCCACUCGGCCAAUAUAAUUUCAAGUAUUGAAUUUGACCGAGAUGAUGAAUUGUUUGCUACUGCUGGGGUGUCACGAAGAAUUAAGGUCUUUGAGUUUGCAUCGGUGGUAAACGAACCAGCAGAUGCGCAAUGUCCUGUUGUUGAAAUGUCUACACGAUCCAAAUUAAGUUGUUUGAGCUGGAACAAGUGCACUAAAAACCAGUUAGCAAGCAGUGACUAUGAGGGCAUAGUGACGGUUUGGGAUGUUACAACUCGUCAGAGUGUGAUGGAGUAUGAGGAGCAUGAAAAACGAGCAUGGAGUGUUGACUUUUGCUAUACUGAACCUUCUCUGCUUGUGUCUGGUAGUGAUGAUUGCAAGGUCAAAGUUUGGUGCACGAAGCAGGAAGCAAGCGUUCUUACGAUUGACAUGAAAGCUAACAUUUGCUCAGUGAAGUAUAAUCCUGGAUCCAGUGUUCAUGUAGCUGUAGGUUCUGCCGAUCAUCACAUUCACUAUUAUGACUUGAGAAAUGUUAGCCAGCCACUGCAUAUUUUCAGUGGGCACCGUAAAGCUGUUUCUUACGUAAAGUUUUUAUCCAACAAUGAGCUAGCUUCUGCAUCAACAGAUAGUACAUUGCGUUUGUGGGAUGUCAGAGAGAAUGUUCCACUGCGUACUUUUAAAGGACAUGCAAAUGAGAAGAACUUUGUGGGGCUUACAGUAAACAGAGAAUACCUUGCAUGUGGCAGCGAGACAAAUGAAGUGUUUGUUUAUCACAAGGCAAUUUCUAAGCCAGCAGCUUGGCACAAAUUUGGUUCUGAUGAUCAGAAUGAUCCAGAUGGGGACAUGGGAUCAUAUUUCAUCAGUGCUGUUUGUUGGAAACGUGACAGCCCAACAAUUCUAACGGCAAAUAGUCAAGGGACAAUAAAAGUGCUUGUCCUUGCUGCUUGAUAUAACAUUUGAAUGAUCGAUUAACAUUUGACUGAUGAAGAGGCUUGCAAAAGAAAGAAAGGAGGUACGAGUUCUCUACAGCAAUUCUCCGGUGUACAUGGAUAACCAGAGUAUUAGGCUAACUUUGGUUUUUGAUUUUGGUGGUUCCUAAUAGCCAAGUCUGUUAGCUUUUGACCCUUGUGGUCCGGCCCUUCCCCGGAAGCUUAGUGCACCGGGCUGUCCUUAUAGUCAAGUCUGUUAGCUUUUGACGGGUGAUUAUACAGUAGUCGCAUAAUUCUUAUAGAUACUAGUAUGUAUCUCUUCUCUGGGGUUCUGAGUUUAAAAGAAUGUCCUAGAAGAUAGGAGAGUGAAAAUUGUAGUGAAAACAUGUCAAUGGUAGAUUUGCUAAAUUCGAAUUGCUUCUUGUUUGUGCAAAAA